Protopolystoma xenopodis is the source of this 774-nucleotide messenger RNA. The record is from the annotation of a GenBank genome assembly. NCBI's taxonomy places the organism in Eukaryota, Metazoa, Platyhelminthes, Monogenea, Polystomatidea, Polystomatidae.
AUGGGACUAGUAGCCCUCAGGAUAUCGUCUCGCCAGCACUUCCAACUGGAUUGCAAACCCGAUUCUAAUUUAUGAUCCCGACUUCACUACUCAUGGUUCUUUAGUUCGAGUACUGACGAGCAAGAGCCCGGCUCGCGAGUUAUCAAGUCGCCUGGAGGUCUGCCCUCUCAUGGCCCCGGCUCGGAUGGUUGGAUCCAUCUGACUUGGCCGGGGCGACGGCCCGUUGUCCGCACGACUGGUGGCGGGAGUGUUGAACGAGGCAGUGGCAGUGGAAGCGACGAUGUCGACGCCCCCCUCGACGGCGAUGAGGCCGACUCUGGAUCCACUGGACGACGCGGUUGGGGCUCGUCGCUUCGCCUGGGACCGCUCACAGCCAGCAUGUCGGGCGACUACGCCUGCGUCAUCGAGAUGGUGGUGCCUCGGAGUGCCAGUGCCUCGAGCGAAGAAAGGGCCAGACGAGCUCCGCUAGACUCGGCGGCAGAAGCCAUCAGGCCCUCGGACGGCGUGUUGAGCAGACUAGUCUUGAUGCGCAUCUACCGAUUCAGUGUGCGAGAUGAUGUGCAUAGCCUCCUUGAACUUUCAUCUUCCGGUGUUCUCUCCAUACGUGGCCAGACUUUCCGUUGCACACCAAUCGGCGAUAUGUUCAACUAUCUCCGAUCUCCCCUCUUUGCGGUUUCUGCCAUAAACUCUGGCGCACUCAAUUUUGUUGAUUUCUUCACGCUGUUUGGGCAACUGUGUCAGUCGCAGCUUCCUAACCAAUUCGCAGGAGGGUAG